Humulus lupulus (European hop) is the source of this 1986-nucleotide messenger RNA. RefSeq names its product protein NRT1/ PTR FAMILY 5.1. Gene Ontology annotation, cellular component: membrane. The record is from RefSeq and is a predicted model, not a curated record. Gene Ontology annotation, molecular function: tripeptide transmembrane transporter activity; dipeptide transmembrane transporter activity. The coding region runs from base 97 to 1860 and encodes 587 amino acids. The transcript has 4 exons. Lineage: Eukaryota; Viridiplantae; Streptophyta; Magnoliopsida; Rosales; Cannabaceae. Gene Ontology annotation, biological process: transmembrane transport; dipeptide transport.
GACCACUACUUCGUAUCACUGAGAAGAAGAAGCAUAUGUAGCUUGCUAGCUCAUUCAUAUCUAGUUAUUUUCUAUAGAUUCACAGAAAAAUCCCUCAUGGAAGCCAAAGGGUAUACUCAAGAUGGUACUGUUGAUCUACGAGGACGCCCUGUUCUUGCUUCUAAGACUGGGAAAUGGAAAGCUUGUGCUUUCCUUGUUGGCUAUGAAGCAUUUGAGAGGAUGGCCUUUUAUGGGGUGGCUUCAAAUUUGGUGAAUUACUUAACAACACAGCUCCAUGAAGACACAGUAUCUUCGGUGAGGAAUGUGAAUAAUUGGUCAGGUGCUGUGUGGAUGACACCAAUACUUGGAGCUUACAUAGCAGAUUCCUACAUUGGUCGGUUCUGGACAUUCACUGUGUCAUCACUCUUUUAUGUCAUGGGAAUGAUGCUUUUGACGUUAGCAGUUUCACUCAAAACCUUAAAACCAACUUGUACCAAUGGGAUCUGUAGCAAGGCCUCUGAAUCACAAAUAGCAUUUUUCUAUAUUGCUCUCUACACCAUAGCAAUUGGAGCAGGUGGAACUAAGCCCAACAUAUCAACCUUUGGAGCAGACCAGUUUGAUGACUUUGAUCCUCAUGAGAAGAAGCUGAAGGUCUCAUUUUUCAACUGGUGGAUGUUCAGCUCCUUCUUGGGUGCUCUAAUUGCCACUCUGGGACUUGUUUACAUUCAAGAGAACUUGGGAUGGGGUUUAGGAUAUGGGAUUCCCACAGUUGGUAUCCUAUUGUCUUUAUUUAUCUUCUACCUAGGGACCCCAAUUUACAGGCACAAAGUUAGGAAAUCUAAAAGCCCAGCUAAAGACCUAAUUCAUGUCCCAGUUACUGCCUUCAAAAAUAGAAAGCUUCAGCUCCCUGACAACCCUUCUGAUCUUCAUGAGUAUGAGAUGCAGAAUUACACGAAUAGCGGAAAAAGAAAAAUUCAUCACACCCUAAUGUUCAGGUUCUUGGACAAGGCUGCAAUAAAGGAGGGCACUGCAGACAACUCAAGGCCGCCAUGUACUGUAACUCGAGUAGAAGCAGUCAAACUCGUUCUUGGGAUGAUCUUGAUAUGGCUUGUGACCUUAGUUCCAAACACCAUUUGGGCCCAAAUCAACACUCUCUUUGUCAAACAAGGCACCACUUUAGACAGACGCGUAAACUCAAGGUUCAGCAUCCCAGCAGCCUCACUUGGGAGCUUUGUUACCCUCUCCAUGCUCCUCUCCGUGCCAAUGUACGACCGCUACUUCGUGCCAUUCAUGCGCAAGAAAACUGGCAACCCGAGAGGAAUCACACUCCUCCAACGCCUUGGAAUCGGAUUUGUGAUCCAAGUGGCCGCCAUCGGCAUAGCUUAUGCAGUUGAGGUCCGGAGAAUGCAUGUGAUAAGAGUACAUCACAUUACAGGGCCUAAAGAAGUUGUCCCCAUGAGCAUAUUUUGGCUUCUACCUCAGUAUAUUCUUCUAGGAAUAGCUGAUGUGUUCAAUGCCAUUGGAUUAUUAGAGUUCUUCUAUGAUCAGUCCCCUGAAGAUAUGCAAAGCCUUGGUACAACAUUUUUUACUAGUGGGAUUGGAGUUGGGAAUUUCUUGAAUAGUCUGCUUGUGACAAUGGUUGACAAGAUCACAGGCAGCAAGGGGGCAACCAGUUGGAUUGGAGAUAACUUGAAUAACUGUCACUUGGAUUUAUACUAUGGCUUCCUCUUGGUAAUAUCAAUACUCAACAUUGGGGCCUUUAUUUGGGCUUCAAGUAAGUACAUUUACAAGAAGGAGUUGACUGAAGACGAGGGCUACAUUCAGAUUGAUCGGCUCAAAGCCAAGCCCUUUGACACAUCUCCUUUGGGUUUACAGGUAUGAAAAUGUUUGGUUUAGGCUUAAUCUGGAAAAGUUGUAGUUGCUGGGCCGGAUUACACAUACUAUUGUAUAAUAUAAGCUAUUCGCUUUUCUUUUCUUCUUCUUUUUAUUAAAGGACUUGUUUUUGGA